AGAAGAGUGACACAUCCAUGGACACAUCACUAUAACAAUGCGACUUCCUCCGUGCGCAACAAAGUUACACAUAUUGUCUACCUAGGGCUUACGUUGUUCGUUUUUGUUUUGAUUUUUUUAUUGGCAUUUUCUUUGUUCAUGAUUUGAUACUUGACGUCUAGCAUACAACAAGAAGUGGGGAUUUGGCCGCCAUAUCUAUUAGCCUUGGCUACUGGAUCAGCAGAAAUGGACCUGUCCCCUACAGACCCCGAGUCUCUGGUCCAGUUGAAGAGGGUAUCAGUGGUGCUGGUGGACUGCUGUAGAACACAGGAAAAACGAGGGAGGAACAGAGAGAACACAGAUGCAGAACAAUCCAAGAGCCAAAUGGACCUGUCCCCUACAGACCCCGAGUCUCUGGUCCAGUUGAAGAGGGUAUCAGUGGUGCUGGUGGACAGCUGUAGAACACAGGAACAACGAGGGAGGAACAGAGAGAACAACACAGAUGCAGAACAAUCCAAGAGCCAGAUGGACCUGUCCCCUACAGACCCUGAGUCUCUGGUCCAGUUGAAGAGGGUAUCAGUGGUGCUGGUGGACUGCUGCAGAACACAGGAACAACGAGGAAGGAACAGAGAGAACAACACAGAUGCAGAACAAUCCAAGAGCCAGGUGACAGCAUCUCAGGUGUUCACUUGCUCCCUGUGUCCAUGUUCUUACACGGCUCAGCUCUACCUCCACAAGCACAUCAAGAGGAGCCACACGGACGAGUAUGUGCUCCAGCUGAGGUCUGGAGAGAUCAGACCAGAGACUCUGGCACCUUCUAGUUUUACUCUUGGAGGAAGUACCAAAACCCACCAGCGCAUUUACACAGGAGAGAAGCCGUACCCCUGUAGUGACUGUGACAAGAGCUUCAGCCAAUUAAGCAAUCUCAAAACCCACCAGCGCAUUCACGCAGGAGAGAAACCAUACUGCUGCACUUUGUGUGGUAAGACUUUCACUCUGAGUAGUGCUCUCAAAAUACACCAGCGCAUUCACACAGGAGAGAAACCGUACCACUGUAGUGAGUGUGACAAGAGCUUCAGCCAAUUAGGCAAUCUCCAAAUACACCAGCGUAUUCAUGCAGGAGAGAAACCAUAUCGCUGUAGUAAGUGUGGUAAGACUUUCAGACAUUUAUUCUAUAUGCAAGCCCAUCAGCGCAUUCACACUGGAGAGAAACCAUACUGCUGCACUCAGUGUGGUAAGACUUUCAGUCAUCGUAGUGCUCUCAUAAAACACCAGCGCAUUCACACAGGAGAGAGGCCGUACCCCUGUCGUGAGUGUGACAAGAGCUUCAGCCAAUUAGACCAUCUCCAAACCCACCUGCGCACUCACACAGGAGAGAAACCGUACCCCUGUCGUGAGUGUGACAAGAGCUUCAGCCAAUUAAGCAAUCUCAAAACCCACCUGCGCAUUCACGCAGGAGAGAGGAGAGGAGGGAAGCCGUACCCCUGUCGUGAGUGUGACAAGAGCUUCAGCCUGUUGUCCUAUCUCCAAAAACACAGGCGCACUCACACAGGAGAGAAACCGUACUGCUGCACUCUGUGUGGUAAGACUUUCACUAAGAGUAGUACCCUCAGACUACACCAGCGCAUUCACACAGGAGAGAAGCCGUUCCCCUGUAGUGAGUGUGGCAAGAGCUUCAGACAAUUAGUCCAUCUCCAAACACACCAGCGUUUUCACACAGGAGAGAAGCCGUACCACUGUAGUGAGUGUGGCAAGAAAUUUACCGUUAUGUCACACUUAAAACUACACCAGCGUAUUCACACAGGAGAGAAGCCGUGCCACUGUCGUGAGUGUGGCAAGAGCUUCACUGUUGAGUCAGCCUUAAAAUUACAUCUGCGCAUUCACACAGGAGUGAAGCCAUACCACUGCACUCAGUGUGGCAAGAGCUUCAAUAAACAGGAUCAUCUCAAAAAUCACCAGCGCACUCACACAGGAGAGAGGCCAUACCACUGCACUCAGUGUGGCAAGAGCUUCACUCAGAGUGGUGAUCUCAAAAAACACCAGCUCACUCACACAGGAGAGAAGCCAUACCACUGCACUCAGUGUGGGAAGAGCUUCAAUCGAGAGGGAUAUCUCAAAAAACACCAGCGCACUCACACAGGAGAGAGGCCAUACCACUGCACUCAGUGUGGCAAGAGCUUCACUCAGAGUGGUGAUCUCAAACAUCACCAGUUCACUCACACCGGAGAGAGGCCAUACCACUGCACUCAGUGUGGCAAGAGCUUCACUAAUAGUGGUGAUCUCAAAAAACACCAGCGCACUCACACAGGAGAGAAGCCAUACCACUGCACUCAGUGUGGUAAGAGCUUCACUCAGAGUGGUGAUCUCAAAAAACACCAGUUCACUCACACAGGAGAGAAGCCAUACCACUGCACUCAGUGUGGCAAGAGCUUCACUCAGAGUGGUUCUCUCAAAAAACACCAGUUCACUCACACAGGAGAGAAGCCAUACCACUGCACUCAGUGUGGCAAGAGCUUCAAUAAACAGGAUCAUCUCAAACUUCACCAGUGCACUCACACAUGAGAGAGGCCAAACCAGCGCACUGAAUGUGGCAAGGGCUGACUGAGAAUGUCCGAUUGUAGGAGUUCAGAGAGGCUACGAGCUAUGAGGAAGUAAUGCAGUUGGCUGAAUAUGUGAUCAAAUGUUUUUUUUUUUUUUUCAACUGGCGGUCCGCAAACUAUCCCAAGUCGUCCGCGGUAAUAUAUAAUAUAGAGGAGUUGUUUUGUAAUGAAUCAACUUCUAUGUAAAUCCAAACAGUUGCGCAACACCACCAAGGAUGGAAAUGAAAUAUUUCAUCCAUCUGCCACUGUGGCUGGUGGACUCCAAAAUCUACCAGCCACUCAACGUUUUCACCAGCCACUAGAGAUACGGUAUGAAAAUGUGAUAUGAUUAUAGUAACCUAAAUGAUUGUGGUUAUCGUCAUUAUUACGAUACGAUAUGACUGCCCUCCAUGCACAGUAGCAACAAAACUAAAGGUCAACAGAACAGCAUUCAUAUGCCAUAGUGUCAUGAAAGGGCUGUGGCUCCUUCAAGACAAUCAUUUGGCGUGCGUUCUGGAGCUAUGCAACUUGAUAGCCUCCACCAUCUGCUUUUAAUAUGUACAGAGAUCUAGGUUAUAUUUAACAUUUAUUUUCUAUUUGGCCUGUUAUGAAACCAUGCAUGAAUUAAACCUGACCUGUUGUGUCUGAUUUGUUAGAAAACUGUUGAUCCAAAUGAUGAGCUUUUGGUUGACCCCUAGCUCUGCCAAUUUAUCCACCAAUAGGUGGUUAUUAUUAUUAUUAUUUUAAUACCUAUGUAACGCUUAGGGAAUUAUGUACGCAAGGAACUGUAUGACCGAAACAGUGUGAAAUGUGCAAAGUGCCUUAACUGUUUUAAAUGAUUACAUCGUGAGAUAACGAGUCAAUGCAAUAAAUGUUUGUAACCUGUUAAAUUGCAACUGAUCUCUCCUGAUGACUGUAAAAGUGUACGUUGUUAUGUAACGUGUCAAAGUGAUAUGAUUGUUGUCGAAUGUAAACUGUUUGUGUAACUGCUGAAACUGUCUGUAAACCACCAGUACCAAAUGUAACCCGGAGAAGUAAUGUGCGUCUUUUUCAAAGUUGUUGGUUAGAUCUGUGAUUUCUGGAACAUUCUGAAAGCUAGUUACCAUGGGAAGUGUGUGAAAACUAGCUAUUUUGGGAAUUAGGGGGUGGACUUGCCUCAGGAAUGUGUGGGGGAUAGCCUAUAUGUUAUAAAUAGGGGUUGAACUAAAGAACGGGCCUAUUUGCUUUAAGAUGUCGACCAAACUCCACCACACAACCUGUUGCAGGUACCGCACCUUCUGUUCCGACUGUGACAAUCAGCCGACCUUUGUACUAUUUUCAUUUUAUUUACAUUGCAACUUUGUAACCCGCAAGUAGAUAUUGUGCCACAUUUUGUUAACACCUCUAAAGUGCUGAAAAGUAAAGAAUUCAUUUAACUCUCCAAGCAGUAUUUUGUCUCUCUUUGGGUCUUUUACAGUUUCCAAACAGGAGGGUCAGAUAACCGAUCUCUUCUAUGGUUCUUCAUCUGUCUUUUCUAAGACGUGGGUUAGUUGGACGUUAUACUGCGGAACUGUAAUGAAAUCUCCAUUCUUUAAAAACCUAAACAAGAAGUAGUGUUGUCGUGAUACCUAAAUUAUGACUUCGAUACAAUACCUGACAUACAUAUCUCGAUGCUUGAUACUGAAACGAUACCAUGGUGAAAUCCUAAAAUAUCUGGAAAAGAAAGGACGCAGACCUCCUUCAAGUGUAGUGAGUCAUUUGUUAAAUUUGGCGCACUUUUGUAGUGUGCAGGUCAAUUCUGGGUUCUAAACUUCCUACAUAAUUAUUAUUUUUUAUAGUCAGUAAAAAUAGUAGUUUGUGUGUGAUUAAGUCCUUAAUUGUUUGUUAUAGUUCAUUUACAUAGAUUCACAUACAAUUCUUUCACAUAAACAUUCAGGUAUUUGUGGGCGUUUAAGGGCGUUUUUGGGAGGUAACCAGGUAGCAGCUCAUCACAAUCCGUAGAGCGGCGCUUCUGCAACAUGAAUCCCUACAGUGACUCUUUUGAAUCAAAUGUACAAUGAA
Molecule: messenger RNA, 4598 nt
Organism: Alosa sapidissima (American shad)
Lineage: Eukaryota; Metazoa; Chordata; Actinopteri; Clupeiformes; Clupeidae
Product: oocyte zinc finger protein XlCOF6-like
Exons: 5
Coding region: 226-2541 (771 amino acids)
Biological process (GO): regulation of transcription by RNA polymerase II
Molecular function (GO): RNA polymerase II cis-regulatory region sequence-specific DNA binding; DNA-binding transcription factor activity, RNA polymerase II-specific
Source: RefSeq, a predicted model, not a curated record